GUUCCAUCGACAGCCACCCAGCCCCACGAUGGUGACGGCGCUGCUGCUGCUUCCCGCGCUGGCUGGCCUCUUCGGAGCGGCUGAGGGACAGGCGUUCCACCUCGGGAGAUGCCCCACUCCUCCAGUGCAGGAGAAUUUUGACGUGACUAAGUAUCUUGGAAGAUGGUAUGAAAUUGAGAAGAUCCCCGUGAGCUUUGAGAAGGGAAAGUGUAUCCAAGCCAACUACUCGCUAAUGGAAAACGGAAAUGUCAAAGUGAUAAACAAGGAGUUGAGAUCUGAUGGAACCGUGAAUCAAAUUGAAGGUGAAGUGACCCAGGACAACCUCACGGAGCCCGCCAAGCUAGGAGUUAAGUUUUUCUGGUUGAUGCCUUCUGCUCCAUACUGGGUCCUGGCCACCGACUAUGAGAACUACGCCCUUGUGUACUCCUGUACCACAAUCAUCUGGCUUUUUCAUGUGGAUCAUGUUUGGAUCUUGGGAAGAAACCCUUCUCUCCCUCCAGAAACAGUGACCAAUCUAAAAGAUAUCCUGACCGCUAAUGACAUUGACAUUGAGAAAAUGACCGUCACAGAUCAGGUGAACUGCCCCAAGUCGCUGUAAUGAAGCUCUAAAGGGAGGGUGCAUUCACUCCAUAUUCCUUCUUUUGCUUGGC
Messenger RNA from Diceros bicornis minor, 650 nucleotides. RefSeq names its product apolipoprotein D (gene APOD). The record is from RefSeq and is a predicted model, not a curated record. The transcript has 4 exons. Gene Ontology annotation, biological process: brain development; lipid transport; tissue regeneration. Gene Ontology annotation, molecular function: cholesterol binding. Bases 29 to 598 code for a protein of 189 amino acids. Lineage: Eukaryota; Metazoa; Chordata; Mammalia; Perissodactyla; Rhinocerotidae.